Molecule: messenger RNA, 6466 nt
Organism: Erinaceus europaeus (western European hedgehog)
Lineage: Eukaryota; Metazoa; Chordata; Mammalia; Eulipotyphla; Erinaceidae
Product: endogenous retrovirus group K member 10 Gag polyprotein-like
Exons: 2
Coding region: 472-2049 (525 amino acids)
Biological process (GO): viral process
Molecular function (GO): zinc ion binding; nucleic acid binding
Source: RefSeq, a predicted model, not a curated record
UGGAAGGUAAGCGGACGGCGAUAUCAUGGGACAAGAAAUUAGUGCACAAGAAACAUUUAUUGAGGGUCUUAAAGACUCACUCAAGGCGCGAGGAGUAAGGGUUAAGAAAAAAGAUCUUGCUCAUUUUUUCCUUUUCCUUAGAGAUGUUUGCCCUUGGCUCCUCCAAGAGGGAACCAUAGACGAGAAAAGAUGGCAAAGAGCAGGCGAAGCCUUAAAUGAUUAUUACAGGACUUUCGGGCCAGACAAGGUCCCUGUCACUGCUUUCUCUUAUUGGAAUUUAAGCAAUGAUAUUUUGGCAGUAAAACCCUUACAUAGAGACAUUAAAAAUGUUUUAGAAGAAGGGGAGAAAUUCCUUAAGAAAGAACUCAGAAAAAGUACCUCCUCUCUGGCUUCCAGUCCGGGUGAAAGCCAUACGCCUCCUCCAGAUAAAAAAAAAUCCCUCUUACUAAUAAUGAAGAUUCUGUCUCCAUAAUGAUGCCCUUUGAUGACUGUGCAGAAGACGCUAAAAUCUCUCACCCUGAUCAAAAUUCGGGCGUGAUUUUAAAAAAUAAACCUCCUGAAAAAAGACUUAAAUCCCCUAAAAGACUUUAUCCCUCCUUAAAAAUCUUCCACUCUGAAAUUAAUCAUUCUGACGAUGACGGCCUGACCCCUGAGGAAGAAGCCGGGUUGGAAGACGAGGCGGCCAAAUAUCAUAACCCAGACUGGCCUCCCCUCUCUCAAAGACCACCUCCCUAUAAUCUUCCACCCUUCGUGGGUCCUACCCUUUCCCAGCCUCGAAUCGCUCCUCCCGUUCCUGAGGCGUUCGCUUCUCAGCAAAUCCUAGAUGAACCCCUCCCCUCAAAAAGGGAACUCAUUUCCCAAAUUAAAAAACUCCGUGAGGCCAUUCAGCUCAAAAAAGAACAUAAUGAAUUAGUUAAAGAGUUAAGAAUGCUCGAUUUAGAACUCACUGACCCUCCUAGUUCUCCCGAACCCCCGCCCGCUCCCGUUUUACACAAGACCUCUAAAAUCCCUAAAAGACCCCACCCCCAAAGGUUAGAUCUUUUUCCGGUCACAGAGACCUUUGUCAAACUGGGUGACGAGGAUGAGGAAGAGCCCGUCCGAAACUCUGCACGUCUUGGCUUUAAGACUUUAAAAGAACUAAAGGCAGCGGUGACACAAUACGGUCCCGUGGCCCCCUUCACACUUUCGAUAUUAGACACCUUGGGGGAUCUUUGGCUUACACCUAAUGAUUGGUUUCACUUAGCAAGAGCUACCCUUUCUGGCGGAGAUUUUGUACUGUGGAAAUCAGAAUUCUCCAAGAACUGCAAGGAAACCGCCCGCCGUAAUCUUGAGGCCUGCGGGGAAGGAGCGGCUUGGACGCUUGAUAUGCUUAAGGGCGCUAAGCCCUAUGACACUAACGAGGCUCAAAAAAACUAUGCCCCGGGGCUCUUUGCUCAGAUACAAAAUGCGGGCCUUAAAGCCUGGAGAAAACUCCCUCAAAAAGGGGCUCCUACCACUUCAUUGGCUAACAUUAGACAGGGUCCCGACGAGCCAUACAGCGAUUUCAUCAGUCGCCUUACCAGCGCGGCAGAGAGACUUUUAGGUGAAGCCGAAACUGAUACCGAUUUUAUAACUCAUUUAGCAUUUGAAAACGCUAAUCCUGCCUGUAAGGCAGCCAUCCGGCCUCACAGGAGAGGAAAGCGUCUCUCUGAUUACAUACGUUACUGCGCAGGCAUUGGCUCCGCCUAUAACAUCGGCAUUGCUAUCGGGGCUGCCCUAAAAGAUUUUUCUCAAGGCUUUUCUAAUAAAAAAUGUUUUAAGUGUGGUCAAGAGGGACAUUUUGCAAAAGAUUGUGCUAAAAAUGGUGGCCCCCCAAAACAAAGCCGUCCCUCUAACCUUUGCCCUCGCUGUAAGCGUGGCAAACAUUGGGCCAAUGAAUGCCGUUCCAAAACAGAUGCCCAAGGCAACCCUCUGCCUUCAACUCAGGGAAACUUCCUGAGGGGCCAGCCCCAGGCCCCAAAGACAAGACGAACAGCACACUCCAAGGCCUCCACAUAUACCCUGGAAUAAUUGAUAAUGACUUUACUGGGGAAAUAAAGAUUAUGGCAGCCGCUCAAAAAAUUCCUCUUACUAUUUCAAAGGGCCAGAGGAUAGCUCAACCAAUCCUUCUACCCCUACAAAAUACCCAAAAUAUCCUACCAUGAGUCACCACGGGGGGGGGGGGGGGUUUGGCUCUUCCGAUGCAUACUGGAUCAAAAAAAUCAUCCCAAAUUAAUCCAUGCUAAAAUUAAAAUUAAAUGGUAAAGAAUUUGAGGGCCUCAUAGAUACGGGCACAGAUGCCACCGUCCUUAAAAAAGAGGGUUGGCCUACCUCUUGGCUCCUUUCUGCUACCCUCACCCACUUACAAGGAAUAGGGCAGACCAAGAACCCAGAAAAAAGUGCUCAGUUACUGACCUGGAUAGAUGACGAAGGUAACUCAGGCACUAUUCAGCCCUUUGUUAUUCCAGGUCUACCAGUCAAUUUAUGGGGAAGAGAUUUACUCUCUCAGUUAAAAUUAAUGAUGCUCAGCCCCAAUAAGGUCAUUACUUCUCAGCUGUUAAAUCACGGCUUUCUUCCCAGACAGGGUUUGGGAAAACAAGCCCAGGGCAUUAAAGAGCCCAUUCAAGUUUCUCAGAGGCCAGAUCGCUCAGGCCUGGGAAAUUUACCCUAAUGGUCACUGACAUGCCUGCACCCCAUGCAGAUAAAAUUUCUUGGAAAGAUGAUGUUCCUGUAUGGGUUGAUCAGUGGCCUCUUAAUUCUGAAAAGUUAACCGCUGCAGAGCAAUUAGUGCAGGAACAGCUUGCGGUCAUGUUGAGCCUAGAAACUCCCCCUGGCAUACCCGUCUUUGUGAUUAAAAAGAAAUCAGGCAAAUAGAGACUUCUACAAGAUCUUAGAGAAGUCAACAAAACUAUGACAUUGAUGGGGGCACUACAACCGGGUCUUCCCACUCCGGUGGCUAUCCCGCUCCAUUAUUUAAAAAUUGUAAUUGACCUCAAAGAUUGUUUCUUUACCAUCCCCCUACACCCUGAAGAUAAAAAAAGAUUUGCUUUUAGCUUGCCUACUACCAAUUUCAAGGGCCCCGUGAGACACUUCCAAUGGAAGGUCCUCCCACAGGGCAUGGCCAACAGUCCCACCCUUUGUCAAAAAUUUGCAGCCCAAGUAGUUGACCCUCUAAGACAGCUGUGGCCUUCCAUCUAUAUCAUCCACUAUAUGGAUGAUAUUCUGCUGGCCAGCAACGAUGGGAAUCAGCUCCUACUCCGCUGUGAUUCCCUUACCCAGGGCCUCGCAAAAAAGGGACUUCAAAUCGCCCCCAAUAAAGUACAGCUCAAAGAUCCCUACACUUAUUUAGGCUUUGAACUCAGAGGACCUUUGGUACAUACUCAAAAGGCUCAGUUGAGGACAGACCAUUUGACUUCCUUAAAUGACUUUCAAAAAUUAUUAGGAGAUAUCAAUUAGAUGAGACCAUAUCUAAAACUCACCAUGGGAGAACUAAAGCCCCUAUUUGACCUCCUCAAAGGAGACUCUAAUCCUAAUUCCUCCAGAUCCCUAACUUCAGAGGCAAAGGCUGCUUUGGCCAAGGUAGAAACGGCUAUUGGCCAACAAUUUGUAACCUUUAUAGACUAUGCAAAGCCUCUUCUUCUUGUCAUUUGUGCUACGCCCCAUACUCCCACAGGUGUGUUUUGGCAGACAGGGCCCUUAAUGUGGAUCCAUCUUCCCUCCACCCCAAAGAAAAUAAUCAUGCCAUACUAUGCCAUUGUAGCUGAACUAAUUAUUUUAGGCAGAGAACAUAGAAGAUGGUAUUUUGGUAAAGAACCAGAUACAAUUAUACAGCCCUAUCCAAAAGACCAAAUUAAUUGGCUCUUUCAGACUACUGAAGACUGGCCUGUUGCAUGUUCUUCAUUUGCUGGACAGUUAGAUAACUAUUACCCUGCCAAUAAACUACUCCAAUUCAUGAAGACAUCCCUUUGUCUUCCCCAAAAAUGCCUCCCUUAAGCCCAUUCAGGAGGCCCUAGUAAUCUUUACAGAUGGGUCCUCUACGGGGAGGGCUGCCUUCACAGCCCAAGGCCAGACUGCCAUUGUGCACGCCCCUUAUACCUCCACUCAACUUGUAGAACUGUAUGUUGUUGCUGCUGUCUUUAAAACCUUUUUUGAUAAACUGUUCAAUUUAUAUACAGAUAGUGCUUAUAUGGCAUAUUCAGUUCCAUUGCUAGAAACUGUGGCCUUCAUCAAACCCUCCACAAAGGCUGUUUCUCUCUUCCUUCAGAUUCAAGAGGCCAUCAGAUCUAGAUCUCACCCCUUCUUCAUAGGACAUCUUCGGGCCCACACUGGUCUCCCUGGCCCUCUGUCAGAAGGAAACACAAUUACUGACCUUGCCACCCAUACAGUCUGCCCUGCCUUUGAGUCUGCCAUACUAAAGGCCCAACAUGCUCACUCCCUACAUCACCUAAAUGCUCACACUCUUAGGCUUCUUUUUAAGGUAACUAGAGAACAGGCUAGGCAAAUAGUCAAACAAUAUCCCUCUUGUAUAACCUUCUUGCCUACCCCACAUCUUGGGGUAAAUCCUAGGGGACUCAUCCCAAAUAAUGUUUGGCAGAUGGAUGUGACACAUAUCCCAGAAUUUGGCAAUCUUAAAUACCUUUAUGUCUCCGUUGAUACCUUUAGUGGGUUUAUUUAUGGCACUCUUCAGACGGGAGAAGCAGGAAAGCAUGUCAUUGCACACACUCUGGCCUGCCUAUCUAUAUUAGGAAAACAUAAAAUCAUUAAGAUAGAUAACGGACCUGGCUAUGUUGGAAAAAAUUUUCAAUCAUUUUGUUCUCAGUUCCAAAGUAAACAUAUUACAGGUUUCCCAUAUAACCCACAGGGUCAAGGAAUUGUUGAGCAAGCACACCAAACACUCAAACAUACCUUUGAAAAAUUAAAAAGGGGAGAAAUAUACCCUGUCAAGGGAUCCCCAAGAAACAUUCUUACCCACUCUCUAUUCAUCCUCAAUUUUUUAAAUCUAGAUGCAAAAGGAAGAUCAGCAGCAGAUCGCCUCUGGUACCCCAACACAAAAGACAAUUAUGCUAAUGUAUUAUGGAAGGACCCAUUAACCUACAAAUGGUCCAGCCUCGACCCAGUGCUCAUUUGAGGCCAAGGAUCAGUUUGUGUAUUUGACACAAAAGCGGGAGCAGCAAGAUGGUUACCAGAAAGACUGGUUAAGCAGAAUAAUUCUAACCCUUAUUCCAGGGAAAAAUUGAACCCUGAGAUACCCUGUGAUUCUUCCACAGGAAUGAAGAACGAUCAUGGUCCUACUUCGCCAGAUGACUGUCUGCAUCCUGAUGCUGAUCUGCAUUUAUCUAUUGAUGAAGACCUCGAGAGACUUGAAACCACUAUUUCCCACCUUGAGAAAUCCCUUUCCUUGCUUGCUGAGGUUGUCCUCCAGAACCGAAGAGGCCUAGACUUGCUUCUCCUCCAGCAAGGAGGCCUUUGUGCAGCUCUUAAAGAAGAAUGUUGCUUCUAUAUGGAUCACUCUGGGGUGGUCAAAGACUCUAUGGCCAAGGUCAGAGAGGGGUUAGAACAUAGAAAGAGACAAAGAGAGCAAGAGCAGAGCUGGUUCCAGAACUGGUUUUCCGCCUCUCCCUGGCUAACAACUCUUCUACCCUCCUUGGUAGCACCCCUCAUAGGCCUGUUACUCCUCCUUUCUUUUGGACCUUGGGUCCUCAAAAAACUGACCAGUUUAGUAAAACAACAAGUAGAAGCUUUUCAAGCAAAGCCUAUACAGGUCCACUACCACAGGCUAGACUUAGCCAACUGAGGCCUGGCCGAAGAUUAACGGCCUUUUCUGGAUAACCCCGCCUAAGACAGGGACAGGGCCAAGGCUGCUCUGAUACCCUAUGACGGGUAAGGGGAGAUCCACUUAUCAGGGACCCAUUUGCCAAUGACGGGACUUAGCAUGUCUGUCACUUUCACCUGCCUGGUUGCCAACCUAAGAUAGGAAACUCCAGCCAAUGAUAGCUGCUGGGGCUUCAGUGAUGGGUAAGGAACCUAUGUGAAAGAGACUCGCACGACAUGUAGCCUAAGACAGGCGUGGGUCACCUAGGCCUCUUCCAUUUUUUAUAUGGUAAUAAAAAGGGAGACAUGCGGGAAACCGCCCCCUCAGGGACCUCUGGUUUGAGGAACAAGCUACUCCAUCCUGUAUAAAAACUCCAUUAACCAUAAGCCUGCCUGACACGUACACAGGCAAGGCCACCCCUCACCCACUUCCAAGAUAUGUUUACUUAACCUCUGCAGCUUCACUUCUUCCUGGAACAGUUCCACAAUUAGCAGUACAGAUAUGACCAAAGAUGGUAAGGAAAGAACAUUCCAUGGUUAGGUAACCAUAGCAACCCCACUUAAGCAAAUCCCUCCAGACUCCAAAGCCAGCCUUAAAUACAUGUGGAAAAUUUUCAAUAAACGUGACUUGAUCAGA